Molecule: messenger RNA, 3172 nt
Organism: Sus scrofa (pig)
Lineage: Eukaryota; Metazoa; Chordata; Mammalia; Artiodactyla; Suidae
Source: RefSeq, a predicted model, not a curated record
GGAGGGCUGAUUGGAACUUUUGGUCCGCCAAUCACCAUGGACAGAGGAGGAGCUUGAGGAAAGCGCUUCUUACGCACGUGUUUGCAGACUUACCUGAGGGUCCCAGGCGUGAGUCCGCAGCAGCUACAAAGGUCACAGGUUGAAUAGGAGCAUGCCACACUUUAGACGAACCCUGCACCCCUGAGUCUGUACUUGAAGAGCCACCCUGACCUACAGCCGACUGAGAUAGUGAGACCUCUCUGGGCAGCACAGCACCUGGGCCACUCAGCAGUGAGUUCAUGGAGGCCCUGAGAAGGGUCCGUCCACAAAGAAAUAUGUUUGAAGUUUGGCUCCAGAAUCACCUUGUGGGAAAAAGGAAGAAGGUCACUGCUGUUCCUGAGACCCUGAGGAUGCGGUUCCUGUUAACCCCACAGGAUCCUCUGUGACUCAUUCGAGGCUGACAUGACAACCUUCACACUCCCCCUGAAGUCCUGCCUUCCCUCUGCCGUGAGGAAUUUGAUUCUACAGAAGAAGACAAACAUCAGAAACGUGUCCAGCACAGCUGGGGAUGACCAGCCAGCCAGCGUGGUGGGGUCCCCCAGGUCCCUUGCUCUGGCCUUUGGAAAGAUCUGCCAGGCCAACAAUGGCCCUCUGCCCCUUCAGGGCCAAAGCAAGCCAGGUAAGUGGACUUUGCCCACCCUGGGCGCCAUCCUAGGCCCCAGGACGGGCUGUCCCCAGUUCUGGAAGUACAUGUUCGGCGCCUGCACUGGCAGUCUGACCUCACUGAAGGACGCGGUGGCCUUCCUGCUGGGUGGCAGCUUCUCUCUGAAAGGGGCCUUGGAGAAGGCGGGGCUCUCCAGAGGAGAUGCAGCAGCUACAACCACAUGGGCGCCUGCAAGGUCCUCAGUGUCUCAUAAGCCCCGCUACGGGGUCCAGAAACCGUCCAGGGGAGAAAAAACAACACCACCAGUGACAGUCACACGGGUCGUCCUGGGUGGCUUCUCCGGAGGCAGGAGGCAUGAGCAGGGCCCAGGUGCUCAGGGCUUCGACCUGGGCCGAUUCUGUUUUUUAGAAACAAAAACAAAAACACGAAAAGAGUUUUCACUUGAUUUCUCGGCAGAGAGCUGGGCCUUGCGCCACAUCACUGGCCUUUGCCGCCCCCUGGUGGUCAUAGUGAGGCAUGUUCCCAAGGACAAGCUGGAAAGGCUGGUGCAGGCCAGUUGCUCAGUGCGGGUGGUGCAAGGACAACCAAUUCACAUCCAUGACCCAGAACCAUUGUGCAUCAAAGAUCUUUCCAGAUCUGACUUCAGGGAGCCUGUGGUGUGUCAGCCCCGGGAUGUUCCAGUGUUCUGGCCUUCUCGGCUGAUCAGACUCCAAGCUGUCAGCGGCUGCAGUACGUCUGGGUUUAAGGGGCCAGUUACUCUGACCUGGGAUGGAAUCAGGUCCAUCUCUACUGUAUACACGCUCCCGCACAUCCGCGCGGGAAAUAUCCUCCCGCGCGGUGGGUGGUCUCAGCCCUCUCCCGCCGCCGCCGGCCAGGGGGUCGCCUUGCAGAGGAGAUCUCACUGCUGCCCGGCCCCAGCCCGCCUUAGCGCUUCAGUCCUGACCUGCAAUAGCGUCAGCUCUGAUAACAAUCAUAUGAGCCAUUAUCCUUACUUUAGAGUUGAGGAAACAAGUUUAGCGAGGAUAACGUCACAUCUCAAGCUCAAUGACUGGGCUCAGUCCCUCCUGUUGUGUGCCUUGGAGACCCUGCUGGCUUUCACCAGCUCAGGGGAUGGCGCAGUUGUGAAUGAAGGGUACAGUGGCCCUGGCCAAUGCCUCACCCCUGAGGGAACACCAGAGGUCCAUCACAUUUCCCAGGAUCCUCUGCACUACAGCCUGGCAUCAGCUUCAGCUGCUCAGAAGGUCAGCGAUCAAAAGACGAUAAUUGCCAUCGACCCAGGCAGCCAGGGCAUCUGGCACCUGCUCUGUCAAGGUGAGCUGCUGUCACUGUCCCAUGCCUGCUCAGUGAACAGGACUGACAGCCGUCCUGCCCUCACUGACUGUGAUUCUAAUGGACAAAGUAUUAUUCUGCAGGCUUACCUAACAAAGUAUUCUACAGGGAGACAUUCAGUAGCAGUAAUGGUUACUUUCCAAAGGAGCUUUCAACAAGCCAACGUGAACGCCCCCAGCGCUGGGGCUGGUGGCUCCACCCUUGGCCCUUGCUCUCAAGGUGUUCUGAAGACAUGGAUCCCAAUAUUAACUUAAGGUGGAUCAGUGGGAGCUGGCCAGAUGUUUCUAUGCAGAGAUGGGGACCCCAAGUCACCCAGGUUCGACCAUCUGGUGGCCAUCGAGCUCCCGGGAAGGGCUGUGCGUGGCAAUUACUACAAGCGGGAGAUGAAGAUCCAGCCCUUGGUGGACCCUGUGGGUAAUCCUUUCAGAUCACAGAGGAUUCCUGGAAUCUCGUCGAGUGGGGUCAGUGACAAAGGCAAUGAGCUUGGAAUGGGCAAAGUUAAGGAGGCUGCCAAGAGGCACUUAGGAAAUGAGGACAUCACCGCCUAUGACGUGCAGCUGACUUUUGGUCACUGACGGUGAGUGCUCAGAUGGCCAAUCAGUCAGGAAAGGCUGCUCAGGUGGACGGACCUGACUUGAAGUCUGUCCAGCCAGAAACUCGUCUCCUCUGUGAGUGGAGUCUAGAGGCCACCAGGGCAAAAAAAGGAUCUGGUUCUUAGCCUCUGGCCUCUCAUUCAGUCAUUCAACAAACAUUUACUGCGUGCCAGGCAUUGCUCUGUGUACUGAGGUUCGAACAACAAGGGCCCUGCUCCACAGAGCUCCUGCUCAGGCUCUGGGAGCUGGACAAUGAGCCCUAACAAAUAAAUACACCAGAUCAUGCUAAACAGUAGUGAGAGCUACAAGCAGAUGAGAGAGAGUGACAGGCAGGCCACUUUAGAUCAGGGGGGUCACCUCUGCUUUUACCUGUGUCUCCUGUAGGGUGGAAAGGAAGAGAACAAUCUGGCAAAUUUGUGGAGCAUGCAAGAGGCUUCCCACUCUUCUUUCACUUACCUCUGCCCAGGCCGCCCGGCCCCUCUGUGCAGCCGCCCUUCCCAUCAGCACCAACCUUUCCUGUGUCUAGGUCCUUUAGCCCCACCCUUCUUCCCUUGACUAUACCACAAGUUUCAGGAAUUUUUUUUUUUUUUUUUAGCUUUUUAGAGCC